UACCCCAUUCUUUUUAUAUCGUUGAUCUACUGCGCCUGCCCAUACCAGGGGGCGGGUUAGUUCAGCGUGACAAAUGUUUUGUUUUCUACCCCGAAUGAAAUGGGUCAGAUGAGCUAACACGGACACCUACGACAGUAAACGCUUCUCAGUGACCUUGCACCAGUCUACAGAAAGACACAGCCAUGGGGAAUACAAGCAGUGAGAGGGCUGGCAUGGGCCAGGGGGAGAAGGCUCAGCGGAGGGACAGCCGAGGCACCAAGGAGGGAGGGGGGCCAAAGAUCCUGAUGGACAGCCCCGAGGAUGCAGAUAUUUUUCAUGGUGAAGACAUGAAAGCUCCUUUAGAUAAAGAGGAGUUCCUUGCAUGGCAGCAAGACUUAGAAGCAGAUGACAAAGGGCCAACUUUAGACCGGCCAACAGUCUUUCGCUGGACAGGAGAUGGCAAGGAGGUCUACCUCUCUGGAUCCUUCAACAACUGGGCCAACAAGAUUCCCCUCAUCAGAAGUCAGAACACCUUUGUGGCCAUUGUUGAUCUACCUGAAGGGGAGCAUCAGUACAAGUUUUAUGUGGAUGGCCAGUGGACCCACGAUCCAACUGAGCCAGUUGUAACCAGUCAGCUUGGGACGGUCAACAAUUUCAUCCAGGUGAAGAAAACAGACUUUGAGGUGUUUGACGCUCUAAUGGUGGACUCUCAGAAAUGCUCCGACAUGUCAGAUCUCUCCAGCUCUCCUCCCGGGCCUUACCAUCAGGAUGCUUAUGUUCCUAAACAGGAAGAGAAGUUUAAGUCUCCCCCCAUACUCCCACCUCACCUGCUACAGGUCAUCCUCAACAAAGACACUGGCAUUUCUUGUGACCCUGCAUUACUCCCAGAACCCAACCACGUCAUGCUCAACCACCUCUACGCUCUUUCCAUUAAGGAUGGAGUGAUGGUGCUCAGUGCGACGCAUCGCUACAAAAAGAAGUAUGUCACCACCUUGUUAUACAAGCCCAUCUGAGUGAAGACUGCCUUUUUAAAUCCUGUCCUAGUGUGUCAACUGUGCACCGAGUGUACAAAAUAUCCACCCGUCCACAGCGGAGAGAGCAGGUGAAUCCAGGACUCUCACAUUGAGCUAAUAAGAGGUUAACACCUCGGAGAUGAUAUUUUGUACACUCACUGUAUAUCCAGUUAUUGUACACAUCUGUUUAGGAUGAUAAAUGUCACUCAGUCACUCCAAUCCUACAUAAUCUGCCUUUAUUUGUUCACCGAUUGCCCUCUGUAGGUUUCAACAACGCUAUCUUUGCUUAGUAGACAUAGAGAGGCAGUAAUUAUGAUGUCGGGCACUAUGUCUGUGGUCAAAACAGACAGAAAUGGUAUGAGGAGGAUUGGUAACGCUGGGAAAAUGUGACUGAAGGUCCUCAGAUACAUGAGGUCACUGUAGCGUUUCCCACCAGAGAAGACACCGGCGGUACAAUCAACAAUGUGAACGUUGAGGUCAAAGAAGAAAUGAAUACACUGCAGUAGUUCUCCACUGUUUUCAUUUGCCUGUUUAUCUUGAGGAAUUGUUGGAGUGAUAUUUAGUGUUAAUGAUGAAGCACACAGUAGAUAUUUUCUAUCAUUUGUAUUUAGUGUUGUAUUUGUUUAGUUUUUUACUUUGGUUGAUGAUGUGGUUUGUUUUCUUAUCAAAAACUUCCUAUAGUGAGUUGCGGUGUUGUGGUUAAGAAGUUAGUUAUGAUUUAACGCAGUUUAGACCAAAAACAUAACAAUUUAAUAAUAUUUUUUUGAGAAAUAAAUUUGGUCUGAACUUUAUGAGCUUUGCACUACGAUAAGGAAGUUUGGAAGGUACUGUAGAAUAUGCAUACAGUGUAUGUACACUUGCAGAACGACAAUGUAUCAGAAGAAGAAUGCUAACCCUUUUGAGCUUCGAAGCAGGUUUAGUGGUCUUCACACUGAAUAACAUAAUUUUCCUUCUUUUAUACAAUGUAAAUGCAUUCCAGAAAUGAACAGGCACACCAGAUAUGUGUUCCUCGCUGGCUCAGUCACUAUGGCAUCAUUUGUUUGUACCAAGGAACUUUUGGCAGCGACCGGUUUCAGAGUUUGAUAACAGGAAAUAAGAUAUUGGACGAUGAAACAACAGUAGGUAAAAGUCAUGUGACUAACUUGAUGAAGGGACCCGCAUUGGAUCAUGUGACAGAGUCGUACUGUUAGUGAAGAUUUAGUUUUUGUACCGUUAAUGGUCUUUAUGUAUUCCAUGAAGUUUGAAGGACCAGAAUGUGUUUUAAGCAUCAUGAUUUGUAGCAUCUUAUUUACAUCAAUGUAUCAUUGACACACAUUGAUAUCUUAUGUAUAUGUAUAAUUAACAAACAAGACCAUGAUUUAAAAUAUUUCUGUUCUAUGCUACAGGCCAGUAGAGGCUGACAAUCUCCUCAGUAACUUUCCUGCUGUUGUCUCAGAACUAACAUGGUGAUAAUUUAUUGAAGUGAAAAUGCUAGACUUUGAAAUAAAUUCAUAUCAGUUAAAAUGUUGUCGACCCUUUGAACCAUGCUGGUGUGUACACCUUUGUAUUAAAGAUUAAGUUACACAUUCA
This is a messenger RNA of Cottoperca gobio, 2561 nucleotides long. RefSeq names its product 5'-AMP-activated protein kinase subunit beta-1-like. The transcript has 8 exons. The coding region runs from base 183 to 992 and encodes 269 amino acids. Gene Ontology annotation, cellular component: nucleus; cytoplasm; nucleotide-activated protein kinase complex. Gene Ontology annotation, molecular function: protein kinase binding. The record is from RefSeq and is a predicted model, not a curated record. NCBI's taxonomy places the organism in Eukaryota, Metazoa, Chordata, Actinopteri, Perciformes, Bovichtidae. Gene Ontology annotation, biological process: signal transduction.